AUGGAGUCGUUGCAUGACACCAUUAGAUCCGGUGACGGAUUACUGUCAGUGGCCUCCAAAGUUAACGGAAGACAUCCUCUGGAGACCAGGCUACAAAACUGGGAGGAGACACAGCAAAACGCCAGAUUGGAGCAGUAUAGAAGACUUUUUGGAGCGGCCGAUCCAAUAAGGAGGACGAUGGAUUUGGAAAUUGUGAGCCAAACUGACUUCAAACCGGCUGUUUUGGGCGGUCCCGCCAACGUGCAUCUGGAUAUACUGAAGAACAAGGACUCCUCGAUUGAUUGGGAAGAUAUUUACAAGGGCGAUCCAAGCAGUGCUCCAGACUUGCACACAGAGGUGGAAAGGAGAGUUGGAUUGUAG
Kuraishia capsulata CBS 1993 is the source of this 360-nucleotide messenger RNA. RefSeq lists its product as uncharacterized. The transcript has 2 exons. Gene Ontology annotation, biological process: proteasome assembly. The coding region runs from base 1 to 360 and encodes 119 amino acids. The record is from RefSeq and is a predicted model, not a curated record. Gene Ontology annotation, cellular component: cytoplasm; nucleus. Lineage: Eukaryota; Fungi; Ascomycota; Pichiomycetes; Pichiales; Pichiaceae.